Molecule: messenger RNA, 2258 nt
Organism: Labrus bergylta (ballan wrasse)
Lineage: Eukaryota; Metazoa; Chordata; Actinopteri; Labriformes; Labridae
Gene: trmt1l
Product: tRNA methyltransferase 1-like
Biological process (GO): tRNA N2-guanine methylation
Cellular component (GO): nucleus
Molecular function (GO): RNA binding; tRNA (guanine(10)-N2)-methyltransferase activity
Source: RefSeq, a predicted model, not a curated record
UGUAGAGACAGUAUGGCGGAGCUGAAAGAGGCAGACGCUGCUCAGCUACACCAGGAGGACGUCGAUAUUAAACGUGGAGCUGCUGGAGAUGCUCCCUCAGUCGAUGAUCAAACUGCAGAUCAGACGGCGAAGAAUGAAGCUGCUUCAGACAGCGAUUCUAAACCCUCAACCACGACUCCAGAGCGACACAUUUCCAUCCAGACUAAACUGGAGGGCUUUGAGAUGCUGGUUGACCUGAACGGCGCGGGACGUAAGUCGUGCCCUCUGUGUCCCGAGGAGAAGUUUAAAGCGUGCUACAGCCACAAGCUCCGCCGACACCUGCAGAACCUCCACUGGAAAGUCUACGUGGAGUUUGAAGGUCAGAGGAUGUGUAUAUGUCACCUGCCCUGCAGAAACCUGAAGCCCAGCCUCAGCGGAGAUCAGGCCUCGGGGAGACACGUGGCUCACUACCACUGUGUCGUGUGUUCUGUCACCAUCGCCCGGAAAACCGACAUGGUCAGCCACCUGAAACGACACGUCAACAAAGGAGAGACUGAAGCCAGCUACUCCGGGAGCUCAGACGCACAGAUUGAGGAGCCGGCUCCGUCCGGUCAGGCGUUUGAAAUCAUGAAAGAACUUGGGACCAACGUGCAGCUCCUCCCGAACCACACCACCCCGCAGAAGAGCGACACCUACUUCAACCGCAAGAUGAGGCCCAACAGGCAGCUGGUGUUUUGUUCGCUGGCCGUGCUGGCCGAGGAGAGAAACCCGCUCGAGUGUCUCGAUGCUUUCGGAGCCACAGGGAUCAUGGGCCUCCAGUGGGCGAAGCACCUCCGCAGCGCCGUCAAAGUCACCAUAACCGACAUCAGCGACACGUGCGUCAAGAUGAUCAAGGAGAACUGCGAGCUCAACAACAUGCGGGUGGACGGUAGCCCGCGAGCGCCUCGAGGGGGGCCCGAUGGCGCUGCCGGUGAGGUCAAAGGGGCGCCCAUCGCCACGGUGGAGGUCGCCAAGAUGGACGCCAACGUCAUCAUGCACCUGCGGUCUUUCGACUACAUUCACUUGGAUCCGUACGGGACGGCGGUGAACUACCUGGACGCCGCCUUCAGAAACGUCCGGAACCUGGGCAUCAUCUCUGUGACGUCCACCGACACGGGCUCCCUGUACUCCAAGUCUCCAAACGUCACCCUGCGGCACUACGGCUGCCACAUCGUACGCACCGAGUACUACAAAGAGCUCGCCGCACGCAUGGUCGUCGCCACGGUGGCCAGAGCGGCGGCUCGCUGUAACAAAGGCAUCGAGGUGCUGCUGGCGGUGGCGUUGGAGCAUUUCGUCCUGGUGGUGGUCCGAGUCCUCCGAGGGCCGACGCAGGCGGACGAGUCGGCCAAGAAGUUGCGUAAACUCGUCCACUGUCAGUGGUGUGAGGAGAGGGUCUUCCUGAAACUGGGAAACAUGACGGACGACACGCUGCCCUGUAACUGUCACGGGAGUCUGCCUGGAAGGACAGCGGUGCAGCUGGGACCGUUAUGGUGCGGUCCCCUGUUCAACACGGGCUUCCUGAGGAGGAUGCUGUCGGCAGCCGUGCAGCACAGCAUGGACGACAUCCAGGGGCUCGUCAAGACUCUGAUCUGUGAGUCCGAGUGCACCGUGCUCAAGUCGUCGGCUCUCACCAACCAGGCGGAGUGCGGCGUCGUCAUUAAGACGCCACCGAACGGAGAGGAGUCGGGUCCUGCCGAUCAGUCCGGGAAGAGGAAGAGCGGGGAGGAGUCUGGAAACGUGGUGAAGAAGCUGAAGUCUGAUGCGUCUCUGGAGCAUCCGCCCUUCUACUACAGCAUCCACCGCCACAGCAUCAGAGGCAUGAACAUGCCAAAGUUGAACAAGUUUAUUCAGUACCUGACCGAGGCCGGCUUCAGGGUAGGUCGGACUCACUUCGACCCGACGGGGGUUCGAACCGACGCCUCGCUGGAGCAGUUCAAAUCGGUCCUCACCAAGUACAGCGUCCCCACGUCCUCCAACACAGCGCACACCAGCACGAGCGUGGAGAAGACAAUAUGAGAGAGUGAGGACGACUGGGCUCCACUUUUUACUGUCUGUGUGAAACAUUAAGAAAAGUUCUGACUGCACUGAUCUUCAUGUUCUGCUUUUCUUUGGUCCUGCAGCGAGCGUUUGAUCCUCCGCUCUUCUAUUUAUUUCAGAUUUUCUUUUUCCAGCUGCUUCGUUGUCUCGCUGUUUUCUAUUAAUUGUAAAAUAAAGGAAUAAAGUCUUUCUGCAAAGCUUGA